GGCAGACGCAUGCUCAGUGCACCCGAGCUGUAAAGACUGACGAUCAAUACCUCGCCGCUUUGGAGAGCUGGGGGCCAGCCGAAAGGAAAGUGAAGGGAAGGAUCACAGCGGGCAAGAGAGGAGCCGUCGCCAGGGAACAUGAUCCCACUGCCAGAAUCCGAUGGUCAUAGGAAGCACCAUCAGUAGAAAUCAGGCACUGAAGUGCGAUUUUAAAAGGGGAAGACCGUUGGGAUCAUUUAAAAAAAAGGGUCGUAUGAGAAAUCAUAAAAAAUAAAGACUUUCAAAGAUGCCUCCAGGAAUGAACCAGCCUGCUCCCGGUCUAACUGUCCCAGACACUGUGGGUUCAUUCAAGAGGUGGAAACGUGACUCUAUCGUCAUGACUGUGUCACUUUUCAUUGUAUCCUUGCUUAUUUUGAGCAUUGGGUUAACUGCUACCACCAGAACACAGAAUGUCACUGUUGGAGGUUAUUACCCUGGAGUCAUUCUGGGUUUAGGGUCUUUUCUUGGCAUAAUUGGAGCGCACCUGAUAGAGAAUAAAAGACAAAUGCUUGUAGCUUCAAUUGUCUUCAUCAGUUUUGGAGUAGUUGCUGCCUUUUGCUGUGCCAUAGUGGAUGGCGUUUUUGCUGCAAGACAUAUUGAUUUGAGACCAGUUUAUGCAGGCCGAUGUAAAUAUUAUUCAAGUGUAGCAUCUUUUGAAAAGGAGGUACCCUGCCAUACUUCUUCCUGGGGCCCCUGCAGCCUAAGAGUUAAAAGCAACACCUGCUAUUGUUGUGAUCUGUACAACUGCGGCAACACCCAUUUUGAAAUGAUUGAGAGCUACCACGAAUACAUCGAUGUUCACAGCUGUCAAGACGUCGUCCACCUUUAUCACUUGCUGUGGUCAGCAACAGUCCUUAAUAUAGUGGCUCUCUUUCUAGGAAUCAUCACUGCAGCUGUUCUGGGUGGAUUUAAAGACAUGAUUCCAGGUACUCCUCAAAGCACCUGUGAGCCAGAAUCCCUCCCUGCUCCACCACCUCGUGAACCCCAGCAUCAGAUGACCUCCUACAACAGCUACUACCCGAGUACCCCAAAUGUGCCACCUUACACUGCCUAUGACCUGCAGAACUCAGCCAUUUUUCCUGUAUCAACACCUUCUGGGUUAUCUGAUGACUCCCAGUCCAUGUCCAGCUAUAUGUGGCCAUCUAGCAUCCCUCCACGCUACUCACCACCUCACUUCCCUCCGGAUGAGAAACCACCACCUUACAGUCCUUAAAGGAUUAUCCCCAUCUCCCCAGGACUUCCUAACUUUUAUACUAACAUUCUCAGCUUGGUACUGUAAUGGGCACCAAAGAAGUAGGUUUCUAUUUGCCCAUUUUAAAAGGCACUGUGAAUUUACUUUUUCUUUUUUUAAAGGAACUUUAAAAAAUUUCUAUAAAUGCAAAUGACAUGCUGUCUGGAACUGCCGUUGGAGUAAUUUUGUGGAUUUAUUGUUUUGCAAUAAUGGACUUUGCUUGUAGCAACAUCCUGGUUUAUAUGGAUGUGGACUUCUGAUUUUAUAUAUCACAUCACAUUUCUGGGGAAUUUAAGUUUCAAAAUACCUCAACAAUCCUCUCAGUAAGAAACAUGUUCCCCUCAGGAGUGGAGCACAAAGUGUCUGUGGGUUCAUUAAGAAUAUGUUCUACACCUCUGUCCAAGAAAUUGACAAGACAUCAUAAUUGCAUCAAUUUCUAUGCAUGUUUAUAAAAUCAAACAACUCAGUCUCCAUUUGAGGUGAUGAUCUGAGGAUAAGAAAUUGAUUUUAGCAUAUGUUU
Molecule: messenger RNA, 1790 nt
Organism: Erpetoichthys calabaricus (reedfish)
Lineage: Eukaryota; Metazoa; Chordata; Cladistia; Polypteriformes; Polypteridae
Gene: tmem255a
Product: transmembrane protein 255A
Exons: 9
Coding region: 287-1252 (321 amino acids)
Source: RefSeq, a predicted model, not a curated record